Macroventuria anomochaeta is the source of this 814-nucleotide messenger RNA. RefSeq names its product TauD-domain-containing protein. Gene Ontology annotation, molecular function: 2-oxoglutarate-dependent dioxygenase activity. Bases 341 to 814 code for a protein of 157 amino acids. Lineage: Eukaryota; Fungi; Ascomycota; Dothideomycetes; Pleosporales; Didymellaceae. Gene Ontology annotation, cellular component: cytoplasm. The record is from RefSeq and is a predicted model, not a curated record. The transcript is spliced from 2 exons.
UGUCUACUAGCAAGCACAACCCCUCCAGCACAUCGACUGAUGGCAGUUCUGUUGCAAAACCCGGGCUGGUUCCAGGUGCUGCACAGUUUAACUCUGUCAUAGAAUACCACGGAAACGAACUAUAUCCUCCAGCAGCUGUAUGUUCCUACUAAACAAUUCAUGCCCAGGGUAGCUAAUGCGCCUCAAUUCCCACAAUAUAUGCCCACGUGGGAUCACACUCAACGCUGCCCUCCUUUAACCGCAUUUGAAUACAAAGAUCCAACAAUCGGAGCUGAUCCAACCUUCUGUGAUUUUUGAAAUCUAGCAAUGGGUCUCCUGUAUCGCUCAAGUCACUUACACCAUGCAUGGGUACGGUGGUUGCAGGAGACGUUCAACUUUCCAGAAUUUCCAAGGCUGGAAAACAGCAGCUUGCUCUGCUGACUGCUCAACGGAAAGUGGUCAUAUUCAAGGAUCAAGACCUAGCGUCUCUACCGUUGCGACAUUGGAGUGGGGAAGCUUCUUUGGUAGGCAUCGUGUUCCACCGACAAGCGGCACACCCGAAGGAUUUCCUGAAAUCCAAAUAGCCCAUCGUGGAGCAGGCGAUGACGGAUUCGAACAGUUCUUCAAAUACAAUACAACUUCAGCUGCCUGGCGUUCCGACGCUUCUUUUGAGGCUCAGCCUCCUGGCAUCACGAUCAUGUUUAUGCUGGAGACCCCGGCCUGUGGUGGUGAUACAAUCUUCUCUAAUCAAGUGGAAGCAUAUCGUCGCCUUUCUCCAGCAAUGCAAAAAUGUCUCCAUGGACUGAAAGCUCUGCACUCAGUCCACUUUGUCUGA